UGACGUCAGGCGGCGGCGUCGCCGCCAAGGAAGCGCCAUAACGGGCCGGCGGGCUCCGCCGCGCUGCCUCCUUCCCUCCCUCGGCUACUUCCGCCUCCGCAGCCGCGGUAGCGCGAGCGGGGCUGCCCGCCGCCCGCCUGAAGGACCCUGCCGGGGCUGCCCGCCGCGCUGCCCGCCGCCGGCCGCCGGAAACCGCCGCUCGCCGAGCGGGCUGUAGCGGCGGCGGCGGCGCAGACUUGCCUGGGUAACGCAAUGCCAGCUGAGCGAAAAAAGUCAGCCAGUAUGGAAGAAAAAGAAUCUUCUCUAAAUAAUAAAGAAAAAGAGUUUAGUGAAAGGCGACCAGUGAGCAGUAGGGAAAAGCCAAAAGACGACCUCAAGGUUGGAAUGAAGAGAGAGACUUUAAAGGUUCCUGAAGAUAAAAAGAAAAAACUAGAAGAGGAAAAAAGGAAAAAAGAAGACAAGGAGCGGAAGAAAAAAGAAGAGGAUAAAGUAAAGGCUGAAGAAGAGCAAAAGAAGAAAGAAGAAGAAGAAAAAAAGAAACUUGAAGAGGAGGAGAAAAAGAAGCAAGAGGAGGAAGUUAAACGUCAACAAGAGGAAGCAGCUGCUCAACUCAAAGAAAAAGAGGAAGCACAUCAGCUACAUCAAGAGGCUUGGGAACGCCAUCAAGCAAGAAAAGAACUUCGUAGCAAAAACCAGAAUGCACCAGACAAUCGCCCUGAGGAAAACUUCUUUAGCAGACUGGACUCCAGUCUGAAGAAGAACACAGCUUUUGUUAAGAAGCUAAAAACGAUCACAGAGCAACAGAGGGACUCCUUGUCCCAUGAUUUUAAUAGUCUAAAUUUAAGCAAAUACAUUGCAGAAGCAGUAGCUUCUAUUGUGGAAGCUAAACUGAAAAUAUCAGAUGUGAACUGUGCUGUGCACUUGUGUUCCCUCUUUCACCAGCGCUAUGCUGAUUUUGCUCCUUCGUUACUUCAGGCUUGGAAAAAACAUUUUGAAGCAAGGAAAGAGGAGAAGACUCCCAACAUUACUAAGUUAAGAACUGAUUUGCGUUUCAUUGCAGAAUUGACAAUAGUUGGGAUCUUCACUGACAAGGAAGGUCUGUCUUUAAUCUAUGAGCAGCUUAAAAAUAUUAUUAACGCUGAUCGAGAAUCCCACACUCACGUUUCUGUGGUUAUCAGCUUUUGUCGGCACUGUGGAGAUGAUAUUGCUGGUUUGGUACCAAGGAAAGUAAAAACUGCUGCAGAGAAGUUUAACUUGAGCUUUCCUCCUAGUGAGAUAAUUAGCCCAGAGAAACAACAGCCCUUCCAGAAUUUAUUGAAGGAAUACUUUACGUCUUUGACCAAACACCUGAAAAGGGACCACAGGGAGCUACAAAAUAUUGAAAGACAAAACAGGCGCAUUCUUCACUCCAAAGGAGAGCUGAGCGAAGAUCGGCACAAGCAAUAUGAGGAAUUUGCAAUGUCCUAUCAGAAGCUGUUGGCAAAUUCUCAAUCUCUGGCUGAUCUUUUGGAUGAAAAUAUGCCUGACCUUCCCCAAGACAAACCAACACCUGAGGAGCAUGGGCCUGGUAUUGACAUUUUCACACCGGGCAAGCCUGGAGAAUAUGACCUGGAGGGAGGUAUCUGGGAAGAUGAAGAUGCUAGAAAUUUCUAUGAGAAUCUCAUUGACUUAAAGGCUUUUGUGCCAGCAAUUUUGUUUAAGGAUAAUGAAAAAUGUUCACAGAACAAGGAUUCUGGCAAAGAUGAGUCAAGAGAUUCAAAAGAUGCCAAAGAUAAUAAGGAAGCAGCCGGGACUGAAGAUCUGGAGCUGGAGCUGGAGAACUUGGAUAUUAAUGAUGAUCCCCUGGAGUUAGACUGUGGAGAUGAGGCAGAAGAUCUUACAAAAAAGCUUCUUGAUGAACAAGAACAAGAGGAUGAAGAAGCCAGUACUGGAUCUCAUUUAAAACUUAUAGUAGAUGCUUUUCUUCAGCAGCUUCCAAAUUGCGUCAACAGAGACCUCAUAGACAAGGCAGCAAUGGAUUUUUGCAUGAAUAUGAAUACAAAAGCCAAUAGAAGAAAAUUAGUACGAGCACUUUUCAUAGUUCCUAGACAAAGGUUGGAUUUGCUACCGUUCUAUGCAAGACUGGUUGCCACAUUGCAUCCCUGUAUGUCUGAUGUAGCAGAAGAUCUUUGUUCCAUGCUAAGAGGAGAUUUCAGAUUUCAUGUGAGAAAAAAGGACCAGAUCAAUAUUGAAACAAAGAAUAAAACUGUGAGAUUUAUUGGUGAGCUUACCAAAUUUAAGAUGUUCUCCAAAAAUGAUACUCUCCACUGUUUAAAGAUGCUUCUGUCUGACUUUUCUCAUCACCACAUUGAAAUGGCGUGUACUCUAUUGGAAACCUGUGGAAGAUUCCUGUUUAGAUCACCAGAAUCUCACUUAAGAACCAGUGUUCUUUUGGAACAAAUGAUGAGAAAAAAACAAGCGAUGCAUCUUGAUGCACGCUAUGUUACAAUGGUGGAAAAUGCCUACUACUACUGUAAUCCCCCUCCAGCUGAAAAAACUGUGAAGAAAAAACGUCCUCCCUUGCAGGAGUAUAUUCGUAAGCUUCUUUACAAGGAUCUCUCCAAGGUCACCACAGAGAAGGUCCUGAGACAGAUGCGUAAGCUGCCUUGGCAGGAUGCAGAAGUAAAAGACUAUGUUAUAUGCUGUAUGAUUAACAUCUGGAAUGUGAAAUAUAAUAGUAUUCACUGUGUAGCCAACCUCUUAGCUGGACUGGUCCUUUACCAGGAAGAUGUUGGAAUUCAUGUUGUGGAUGGAGUGCUGGAGGAUAUUCGACUAGGAAUGGAGGUUAACCAGCCAAAGUUUAACCAACGGCGGAUCAGCAGUGCCAAGUUUUUGGGGGAGCUUUACAAUUACCGGAUGGUAGAAUCAGCUGUAAUAUUUCGAACUCUAUAUUCAUUCACAUCAUUUGGUGUGAACCCUGAUGGUAGUCCUAGUCCACUGGAUCCUCCAGAGCAUCUUUUCAGGAUUAGACUAGUCUGUACCAUCCUUGAUACCUGUGGACAGUAUUUUGACAGAGGAUCCAGCAAACGAAAACUUGAUUGCUUCCUUGUAUACUUUCAGCGGUAUGUUUGGUGGAAAAAAAGUUUGGAUGUUUGGACAAAGGACCAUCCAUUUCCUAUAGACAUUGACUAUAUGAUCAGUGAUACCCUGGAACUGCUGAGACCAAAGAUAAAGCUCUGCAGUUCUCUGGAAGAAGCAAUCAGACAGGUGCAGGAAUUGGAACGAGAAUUCUUAAUAAAAUUAGGACUUGUGAAUGACAAAGAUUCCAAAGAUUCUAUUACAGAAGGAGAGAAUCUAGAAGAGGAUGAAGAGGAAGAAGAAGGUGGAGCAGAGACAGAGGAACAAUCUGGAAAUGAAAGUGAAGUAAAUGAACCAGAGGAAGAGGAGGGCUCUGACAAUGAGGAAGAAGAGGGUGAAGAGGAGGAGGAAGAAAACACUGAUUAUCUUACAGACUCCAAUAAGGAAAACGAAACAGAUGAGGAGAAUACAGAAGUAAUGAUUAAAGGAGGAGGACUAAAGCAUGUCCCUUGUGCAGAAGAUGAAGACUUCAUUCAGGCACUAGACAAAAUGAUGCUGGAAAAUCUUCAGCAACGGAGUGGAGAAUCUGUUAAAGUACAUCAGUUGGAUGUUGCUAUUCCUCUACAUCUCAAAAGUCAACUAAAGAAGGGUCCCCCACUUGGAGGAGGGGAAGGAGAAUCAGAGUCUGGAGACACAAUGCCGUUUGUCAUGUUAACACGAAAAGGCAACAAGCAGCAGUUUAAGAUCCUAAAUGUACCAAUGUCUUCCCAACUUGCUGCAAACCACUGGAACCAGCAACAAGCUGAACAGGAGGAAAGAAUGAGGAUGAAAAAGCUCACUUUGGAUAUCAAUGAACGACAAGAACAAGAGGACUAUCAAGAGAUGUUGCAGUCCCUGGCACAACGUCCAGCUCCUGCGAAUACUAAUCGUGAACGGCGACCUCGUUACCAGCAUCCGAAGGGAGCACCUAAUGCAGAUCUAAUCUUUAAAACUGGUGGGAGGAGACGUUGAUCCAGCAGCAAGUGUCGUUUCAUUAGGUCCCGUAUCUCUGAAGUUGUGGAUAGUGGAGUCCUCCAGCAAUUAAGUGAGAGCAGUGGACACAUCUCAGCAUGUCAGUCUAGAGCGUUCAGAAUUGAAACCUGGGACAGGCUGGGGCCGUGGGGCAGAAACAGCAGCCUCCUCUCUUCCCCCCUCAAAAAACCCGCACAGAACAAGUGGAAGCUUCCAGGCAUGGCCUACCAAAAAAAAAAAAAAAAAAAAAAAAAAAGGCAAAAAAAGGACAAAAAAAAAAAAAAAAAAAAAAAAGCAUUUUGUUACCGGAACUGUGUAAGGGUUAAUCUUCUCAUAAGACAGAAAGCACAUGAAUGAGAUGGUUAACUUGACCAGUGAGCAGCUCACUGAAAACAAAGAUCAACUUGGAAGGAAGAUGGAUUACACUGGAACAGGAGAGGUCUUGACGGCUCAGUACGUGGGAAACAAAGUUACGCUAUCUCUUAAUCGAGUGGUCUGUUUGAAGAAUGUUCUUUGGGGGCUCCAACUCUACAGCAGAAAAGUGUAGAGCAAACAGUAAAAUCUAACAGGAAACCCUGACGUGUAGGACAACAAAAUUAUGACAUUAUCAAACAUCAGAUACUCCUCAGAGAGAAAGUUUUUGGUUAAGGAAUAACUCUUUUUUUUUUUCUGUAAGACAAACAAGAAAGAGAAGUUGGGGUGGGGUGGGCUGAAAAACUUAAGAGCCAAGGAGGUAAAAUGUCUAUUAAGGUUUAAAACAAAAUGUGAAGCUGAUUAACACAGGGUGUUGACCCCUGUUGCUUGGAACAGCCUGACACCAGCGUAAGAACAGGGAUAUAAUGAGCCCAUUGUAGGUAUCAUUGAAAACCAAAACGUGCCAGUCAGCAUGACAGGAGGAUGUCAAGGAGCGGAUCCAAAUGUUUUGUUGAUCUUCAUGGGUUGAUAAGCCUCUGUGUCUAUUGAAACAAACAAACAAAAAGCUUAAAAAAAGAUUUAAAUAAGUCUGGAAACAAGUAGAAUUUCUAUUUUUUUCUAAGUAGAAAUGAGGUUUCUUGGUCUGUUUCUGACAAUCUGUUAUUUAUUAGCAUAGGGUUUUGUUUGCUUUCAGGUAGAGGUAGUUCAUUCAGUUAAGGAGCUCAUCUGUAUGUUACUAAUUCUUUAUUUUCUAGCUCUUUUAAAAUUCUUUUUACCACUGUUUUUUGGUUUCUGCAUGUAGGAAGAGAGACUUGUAAAAUUGUAACAUUUCAUACAGAAAUGCCGCCCGAUCUUCACCAGCUUCAGAAAUCUGACCUUUGCCAAUGCUGCAAUAAAGUGUUGUAAUUUAGAA
Messenger RNA from Rhea pennata, 5395 nucleotides. It is a transcript of the gene UPF2, whose product is annotated as UPF2 regulator of nonsense mediated mRNA decay. The record is from RefSeq and is a predicted model, not a curated record. Gene Ontology annotation, biological process: nuclear-transcribed mRNA catabolic process, nonsense-mediated decay. NCBI's taxonomy places the organism in Eukaryota, Metazoa, Chordata, Aves, Rheiformes, Rheidae. Gene Ontology annotation, molecular function: protein binding; RNA binding. The transcript has 22 exons. The coding region runs from base 253 to 4068 and encodes 1271 amino acids. Gene Ontology annotation, cellular component: exon-exon junction complex; cytoplasm.